This is a messenger RNA of Notothenia coriiceps (black rockcod), 2453 nucleotides long. It is a transcript of the gene necab3, whose product is annotated as N-terminal EF-hand calcium binding protein 3. Gene Ontology annotation, cellular component: endoplasmic reticulum; cytoplasm; Golgi cis cisterna. The record is from RefSeq and is a predicted model, not a curated record. The transcript is spliced from 12 exons. Gene Ontology annotation, molecular function: calcium ion binding. Bases 188 to 1267 code for a protein of 359 amino acids. Lineage: Eukaryota; Metazoa; Chordata; Actinopteri; Perciformes; Nototheniidae. Gene Ontology annotation, biological process: regulation of amyloid precursor protein biosynthetic process.
GAGGCGGAGUUAGUGGACGUGCAGCAGGCAGAGGGCAGCAGGCAGGGUCCACAUCUCCUCCUGACUGGAUCACAGUUUCAACAUCAUCCUCCACCAACCACCCUGACAAGGACAACCCUCCCAAAAGCACAGGAUCCGGACAAUCUUUUUACAAUUUUAAAUCAGAAAUCGCAUCGAAAGCGUCAAGAUGCUGGCCUGCACGGAGAUGAUCACCAUGUGUCUUCAGUCUGCAAAACACGAUCACAUGAGGAAGCAGAAGGAGCUGGACCGCAACCAAAAUCAAAGCAUCUCUCUUUUUCAUGAUAUAUUCCGCCGGGCAGACAAAAAUGACGACGGGAAGCUGUCCUUGGAGGAGUUCCAGUCGUACUUUACUGAUGGUAUCCUCACUGACGACCAAAUGCAGGAGCUGUAUUCCUCCAUCGACAGGAAGCAGACAGAUAACCUGGACAUAGACAAACUCUCAGGGUACUUAUCUCCACAUGUGGGGGAAUACGUCAACGUCCUGUCUGCUCUGGAAAAGCUGAAUGUGGCCAUUUUGAAGGCCAUGGAUAAAACUAAAGAGGAUUAUCAGGGUUCAUCAGUGCUGGGUCAGUUUGUGACACGUUUCCUGCUGAGGGAGACCUCCACCCAGCUGCAGUCCCUCCAGUCAUCGCUGGACUGCGCUAUGGAUGCGGUUCAUGACCAGGGCUGUACUGGGAGGAGGAUACUGAAGACCCCAGAGGAACUUCCUAUCCAGAGGGUGCCCAAGCGCCCCGGCCGACGCAUCCAGAAGAACAUGUGUCUCUCCCCGACCGACCCGUACUCUGGCAUGCUCACCACAGGGGUCAGCGUGGAGUCAGACAACCACUGGGGCUCCCAGAUCAACCAACUGGAGCAACUCAUUGACAAACUGGAGUGCGAGAGCCCUCAUCUUGAACCUCUCAAAGAGGACACAUUGGCAGGGACAUACAAUUCGAACAUUCUUCUGAUCCAAAGACAAAUGUCUGUGAAGGAGAAGGAUGUGGAUCAGUUUCAACAAGCUCUUAACAUCUACACAGAGACCACCAGCAGCCAGCCUAACAACCUGCACGUUUCAGUCCAGAACCUGCCAGACAGAUCUUGCUUCAUCAUGUACGAAUUUUGGCAAGAUCGUCUCUCCUGGAUGAGCUACCUGCAGUCCUCCAUCAGUAAGACCUUCCAGCGCUGCAUCAUCGACUCACUGGAAGAGCCGGAGAUGGUCUCCACCAUGCUCCUCCCAGCCUCUUGGUGGAUCAUGAACAACAACUGACCGAGAAAAAGCUGCUGCUACUCAACACAAUAAAAGCCGGAGGAAGAGCUGAUUGUUUAAUCUGUUUUAUCUGCAUUGUUUUUGUCCUUUGAUAUCCAAUUUUUCCUGAUGGCAUGAGCAGGAUUGUUUUUGCAAAGCUAUGCUCCGAGGUUAUAACAAAGAAGACUGCUCAGAUAAAUCAGUUAGGAGUAACACUAAUUAAAACCUUGGAGAUGAGGAAUUGAGGCAACGCAAUCUUUUAUUGUGUGAUCAGGAUUUGUGCCAACACUCAUUUAACUGGCACACUUCUUGCUUCUGAUUUGAUAUAAACGCAAGAAAUGAAAAGACCUUUGCAUGAUUUCUUAUUUCUCAGUGCUAGUUUAUUUAAAUCAAAACUACAUCUUAGAAUAGAUAUCAUGUACCCGAUGUCACAAAAAUAUAAACACAUGAAUGACAACUGCUCUUUCCAUCCAUCCCUCCCCUCAUUCUCCAGUACAGACUAAACCAGUCUUAGUGGUAGGGUUUUCCUGCAUUUCCCCUUGUUCUGUCUGUGGUAUUGUGCUUUGUUGUCUCCUUCAAAGCUUCGCUGCCAAGCAUCUUUUAUGCUGAUGGGUUAGAAAGCCAGUAGAUAGAACAUACUGUAGGUGAUUGUGGUCCGCAUCUAAAAUGUUGUUAUCAGUGUGUCACUCCUGCACUUUAGAAAAAUAUGAAACGUGGACCUAUGGAUAUUUAUUGUAGAUCGUCUAUUAUUAAAGAUAAAAUGAACUGCUGUUAUAACAAGCCAAUAGCUGCACUGAAGUGUAGUGAGACAUUAGCAGACGAUAACAAAUUAAGUUUACUUGUACUGUUACUCUAGAAAAAACCCUCAAAAGCCAUUGUUUUGCAUUUGCAGUGUAAACAGUACAGUGACACAUAGAAGUUUAUAUUUUGAGUACUUAAAUCCAGGAGAAGGUGUUCUGUGUGAUGAAAGUCUAUUCAGAUUGUGUACAGUAUUUAAUGAAAGCUGUAAGUAGUUGUUGUAGAACAUUGGUAAAUGUACAGUAUGAUAGUAAAGUAAGCUGUGGUUGCUCCGAUAACGUGAGAAUGAAUGUGUUCACUCUCUCUUUUUUAAAGUGUUUUAUCUUUUCUUUUAUGAAGAAUAUACUGUUGUUAUGUGGAUGCUAUGUUUGUUUUUUGGCAUGAAAUAAAGUUCAUGGCUUGUUGAUGA